AUGCAUUCUUUUCUUCAUUCAGGUGAAUAUCAACGUCAAAAUUAUAUUGAACAUCAAAUUGAAAAAACACAUGUAAAUAUUAUUUUUAUAUUAAUAUUUCUCUUUUUACAUUAUUUAGUUCAAUAUCAAAUUCAAUAUCAUAUCUUAGUCGCAAUAACAAAAUCACAAGUAAGUUUUAGUUAAAUUAAAUAGAUUUAUUUACUUUUCAUUUAGAUUUGCUUCCAGGACUCAUGAAACUGAGCAUAUGAAUUUUGUGAAAGAAUAAGUUUUCCGAAACCCUGUGGUAAUGUAUAUGAAAGGGUUUAUUGGUUUCCUAAACCCUUUUAAAGGGUUUAUCAAAGGGUUUAGGAAAAUUUCAUAUACGGUAAAAAGGGUUUAUUAUACGUUGCACUUUAAUAAACCCUUUAAGGGUUUAUUAUUCUACGCUUUUUUUUACAGUAUUGUUUUCUUUUCUAAUCAUUAGUCUUGUGUUAAUGAAUGAUAUCCUUACUAGAAAUCGUGAAUAUGUUUAAAAGGAAAACAAUGCAGCUAUGGAUUCACCUAUCUCACAGCAAAAACACUGUUACAAGUAUCAUUUCUCAUCUUUCUGUAACUGCCGUUUGUUGUCUUUUAAUUGUUUUUCCAAAUUAGUUCAUUUUGAUUUGUUUGUUUAUACGUUUAUUAUUUAUGAUAACGAUUCACAUCCUCUUUAAAUAUAUUGUGAAAUUUGUUAUUCUCAUUGAUAGAAACAACGUUUACU
Rotaria sp. Silwood2 is the source of this 739-nucleotide messenger RNA. The record is from the annotation of a GenBank genome assembly. NCBI's taxonomy places the organism in Eukaryota, Metazoa, Rotifera, Eurotatoria, Philodinida, Philodinidae.